Sabethes cyaneus is the source of this 2733-nucleotide messenger RNA. Its product is annotated as protein abrupt-like. The record is from RefSeq and is a predicted model, not a curated record. Gene Ontology annotation, cellular component: nucleus. The coding region runs from base 76 to 2733 and encodes 885 amino acids. The transcript is spliced from 8 exons. Gene Ontology annotation, molecular function: protein binding. Gene Ontology annotation, biological process: regulation of transcription by RNA polymerase II. NCBI's taxonomy places the organism in Eukaryota, Metazoa, Arthropoda, Insecta, Diptera, Culicidae.
CCCGACCCCCAACCAACCCGAGCCGGACUUUCGUUUUCGCCAAAACAAGCCAAGCCAAGAGGGCCGAUGUCUUGAAUGACGACAGCAACUGUCGCGAUCCAGCAGAGUGAAAAUCAGAGACGAUUUCCGGCCGCCUCCACCCACCAGGUGGCGUCCCGGUCUAGCGUACAAACCAGCGGCGGCAACAGCAGUAGCAGCAGCAGCAUCAUAGCAAGGAUGAAUGAAACGCAGCAGAUGCACACGACGGACAGUUCGAACCAGCCGAGCAAUAACCUUAGCAUACACAACAACAACAAUAACAACAACAGUGGCAGUGGAACCAAGAACCGUAGCAGCAGCGGUCAAGAUGCCAAAAUGGAUCACCACCUUCAGCUUCUGCAGAGGGAACGGGAACGGGAGCAUCACCAUCACCAGCAACAGCAGCAGCAACAACAGCAGCAGCAGCAGCAAUCGCGGGAGUCUCAGUCCUCCUCCCAGAGCCAAUCCCAACAGCAACAGCAGCAGCAGCAGCACCAGCAGCAACAUCAUCGGCCACUGUCGCCGACACCCUCGGAGCAGCAGUAUGCACUCAAAUGGAACGACUUCCAGUCGUCCAUCCUGUCAUCCUUUCGGCAUUUGCGUGACGAGGAGGACUUUGUCGAUGUGACGAUUGCCUGCGAGCAACGAUCAUUCACCGCACACAAGGUCGUCCUGAGCGCGUGUAGUCCCUACUUCCGCAAGCUGCUGAAGGCGAAUCCCUGCGAGCAUCCGAUUGUCAUCCUGCGUGACGUCCGCUCGGAGGACAUCGAGAGUCUGCUGAGAUUUAUGUACAACGGUGAAGUGCACAUCGGACAGGAUCAGCUAAGCGAUUUCCUCAAAACGGCACAAUUGCUCCAAGUGCGGGGGCUGGCAGAUGUGACGAAUCCGGGCCGAACGUCCAACAACUCAUCGGCGCUGUUAAAUUCCUCCUCGUUAUCGACACCUGCUGUUCAGGAGCUGAAAGCAUCCCCCACUUCGACAUCGUUACCAUGGGAACUACCAGAAGAUAGCCAAGCUGCACCUCCACCACAAAAGCGUACCAAAAGCUCUGAACUGUUCCGCAAACAACACGGUCUCUGUCCGGACGAUCCAAUCCCAGUGGAUCUUCUGCCUAUCAAUCAGCACCCUCUGACACGUGAACGGGACCGCUCCAAGGACAAGAGCAAGGAACUGCGCGAUUUCGAACAACGAGAUCGAGAUCGUGGACUGGAAUCGCUGCUCGGCCAGGCUCUAGAGGGAGGACCCACACUGUCUGUGCCAUCGAAACAUCCCGACCUGCUGUCCCUGCAGAACGUUGCCAGCGGUGAAGAUUCCAACAGUAGUGAUACCGCCGCCUCCGACCACGGUGACGACAUCGACGGCAUGAACGGAAGCGUGGAACGUACGCAUCCGUCGUUCCCGUUCCUGGCGCUGUCCGGCAUGCCCGGGCUCAUUCCAGGCCCAUCCGGCAUGCACGGGGACAACUUCGUCUCUCGCCGUUCUCUAGAAAUGCGAGUACGCGCCACCGAUCCGCGACCCUGUCCGAAAUGUGGCAAGAUCUACCGUUCGGCGCACACCCUGCGCACCCACCUGGAGGACAAGCACACCGUCUGUCCGGGCUACCGGUGCGUCCUGUGCGGAACCGUGGCCAAAUCGCGCAACUCCCUGCACUCGCACAUGUCCCGCCAGCACCGUGGAAUCUCGACCAAAGAUCUGCCGGUCCUGCCGAUGCCGAGCCCGUUCGAUCCGGAGCUGGCAUCCCGACUGCUGGCCAAAGCCGGCGUGAAGAUUUCCCCGGCGGAACUGCGGGCACGGGCAUCACCGACCGGAACACGGCGAAACGACGGCAUGAAACUGGAGCUACGAUCCGGCGGCGAAGGCGAGGACUUUGACGAUCCGGAAGAUCUGACCAUAUCGCAGCAGAGCAGUCACAGCGAAAGCCAACGGCGGUUCCACGAGAGCAUGCUGGGAAUGUCACCAUCCUUUCCUUUCGCUGACGUUUCAGCUUUCAACCACCCGAGCACGACGAUAACGCGUGUUCGGCAGCAAGGCGACGGCAAGGGCGGACUGGACGGCCGCGGUGGAGAUGGCUGCGGAAACAACGGCAACGGCUCCGGAAUGGGAUCGCUCGGUGGUGAUCGUCACAGUGGUGGCGGUGGAUCGGGUGGAGGUGGCGGUGGAGGCGGCGGAAGCAGUAGUUCCAUGAACCACAUGCAACCGAAUACCCCCACCGGAUCGGCGAUUUUGGACACGUACUUGCAGUUUAUUGGAAUGGGUGGCAUGACGCAGGAGCAAGCGGCCGCUGCGAUUCAGGCAGCCAAAUACGCCCACCUGAAAGCGAUAGGACACAAUCUGGACCAGCUGCCGCCGGGGUUUCUGCCUCCCCAGCUGGACAUCGCCAAGCUAACCGGCAACAGCCAGAGCACCGAUCUGUCGAUGCAAAAAAUGCAAUCCCCAUCGCCGAACGUCACGAUAGAGCCGGCUUCGAACCGUGACGAUCGUCACCAUCAGCUUAGCAACCAACAGAAGCUUCUCUCGCUGGCAACGGCCGGCAACGGAAACCACCACAAUCUGAACAACAACUCGAUCCUGAACAGCGAUAGCAUCCGGCGUGGCGAUUCGUCCGAACCGAUGGAUCUCGGUCUGGACGGGCCGCAGCACAACGUUAACGACGAUGGCAAUAGCUCGGGCGACGAGCGGAAUUACUCCGACGACGAAGGAGUCGGUACCAACUAA